Messenger RNA from Megalopta genalis, 2608 nucleotides. Its product is annotated as WD repeat-containing protein 13. Gene Ontology annotation, cellular component: nucleus. Gene Ontology annotation, molecular function: promoter-specific chromatin binding; protein binding. NCBI's taxonomy places the organism in Eukaryota, Metazoa, Arthropoda, Insecta, Hymenoptera, Halictidae. The record is from RefSeq and is a predicted model, not a curated record.
GGAUAUGGAUAAAUAAUGCUUUUUAUCAACAGAUAAUUUAUAAUUAUUAUCGAGUAGUUAUUACAGCUUUAAUAGUAACCUUUUUAAAGUUUACUAUGUAAGGAAGUUCUACGGAUACGGAGGAGAAUUAAGACACGUACUAUGACAUUCUAUUUGAUGUUUACAUGAUGUAUAGUCCAAAUAAUAAUCUUAUAUGUCUACGCCGUAAGUUCUACGAUUUCAUUUUUUUUUACAUUUUGCUUUUGAUUCGUAUUCAUUUCUAGGAUUUGCUUAAAGAACACGAAACUGUAAUAUUUGUUAAUACGUAAAUAAAAGUGAAUUUUAGUUGAUCAAUAUAAGAGUACUGAGUGAGCUUAAUUGUCGAGUGUGUAGUUUCGCGAGAGAGAGCGAGAGAGAGAGAGAGAGAGAGAGAGAGAGAGAAAGGAAGACAGACAGAGAGAGAGAGAGAGAACGAGGGAGAGAAAGGUGGGGAGAACACGCAUGCAAAUCUUUUCGUUGCAAAAAAAAAUGGGCGAGUGUCGGACGAUACAACCAACGUUCACAGUUUUUACAAAUUUGAUAUUGCAACGAUUUCAAAACGAGACGUCGAUGUUAGUAUACUGUUAACGAGCAUUCACAUUAACUCAUAUGUAACUCUCUUCAAUUAGAUUGUAAUGAAAAAGAGACCGCAAUUGUCGAUUCCGUCUGUUAAAAAAAAGAGACACAUUAUUUAUGCCGAUUAUGACAUGUACUGUACAGUUACAAAGUUAAUGCGAAAAGAAAAGCGCGAUGCAUAAAUUUCAUGGAGACACGAAUCACACUUUUAGAAAUAUACUUUACAUUUUUGCAUUGUGGAUAGAGGUCAUCGUUAUAAAUUAUUUCUCUUGCGAGGGAUAUAGAAACACAAAGCGUUCUCAUGAAAGUGCUACUAAAAUAUUUGCCACUUAGCGUGUGCGCUAUUCAUGGGGAUUAAAUUGUUUUACCGUAAAUCGUCAAAAACCGCAUCGAGAAUCGCUGAUACGUGAAGUAAAUAACUACCGAAGGAAAAAAAACACAAUCGCAUACGUUCUAAACGUAUUUCAAUGUGCACUGAGCAUCGCUUGUCAAAUUCACUGACAAGUGUGAUCGAGAAUCCAACGAGACGACAGGUUAGACACCACUGGAAUAUUAUUCUCGUUAUCAAAACAGUAUUAGGACCGUGAUGUAAUAUUAAUAAUUUUCAAAUACAUAUUAUGAAAUGGUUACUAUGUGUCAUCAACAGAUAUUUGCUCUUGACGCCAAGUAUAAUGCACAACGCGUAAACAAGCUACCUUGUCUAGGAAUGCUUUACAUACGACGUAGAAAUCAAUUAUUGAAAGAAAAAUUUUGUAAAGAUCCAAAAGUCUGCGAAAGGUAUUUGAAAUUAAGAGCAAAAUUAUUGUUUUUACGAUACGGUGAAAGUUUGGAACAAAAUAGUCUUGGAAGUCAUACAACCGAAGAGGAGAAGUCAGAGACCAAAACAAAAUUAUGUAGUAUACAAAGAAAAUCGAUAGCCGAGAAUUUUGCAUUUGAUGGAGUGCAUCAUGUUUUUGAUCAACAUAAUGCACCCGUAACAAUGCUAAAAUUUGCGAACAAUGACAAAUCAAAAUUGUGUUGCGCAUCGUUAGAUGGACUAUUAUCGAUAUGCGAGACUAUUAGCACGCCACCUAAAGUAAUUGCAUUACUGAAAGGUCAUAAGAAAGGAGUUACUGCACUAGAUUGGAGUAUCAGUAAUGAUCUCAUAGUUUCAUCUUCUUUGGAUAGUACUAUAAGACUGUGGAACGUCGCUACAGAAACUAGACCGGCUUUCUUACGGGAAGUUAAGGAUCAACAGAGAGCAGAAGUAUUAUGUUGUGGAUUUAUACCUAUAAACAAUAAUUUGGUUGUGGCUGGCAACUCGCAGGGAUAUGUACAGGUCUUAAAUAUUUCUACUGGUAUAUAUACACGUGGUGGAUCUUGUAAAAUUGGAGGGAAAAUUUUAUCAUUAACUUGCGAAGGUAGCGGUGGUUUAGUGAUAUGGGCUGGAAACGAUAGAGGAAUUAUUAUGUCAUUUCAACUAGAACCAGGAACUGGACGAUUAACAAAGUUACGUAGAGUACAAGAAAUUGGUGGCAUGAUAACAAGUCUGUCGUGGCGUUCAUGGUUCUCAAAAAAUGCUCCGUGGCCAGCACUUUUAGUGAGCAGCGCUUGUAAUGCGAUAUUAUUAUAUCACAUCACUGAUAAUCAGGGUUCUUUAUCACUUUGGACUAAAUAUCCAAUAAAACAUAAGCAGUAUUUUGUCAGAUCUACGUUUGGUCCUCAAAUGGAGUCGUGUUUAAUAGCUACCGGUUCAGAGGAUGGUACAAUCCAUUUACUAGAUUCGGCUAGACAGGGCAAGGCAGUAAAAAUUAAUCGACUUGAGGGCCAUGCAACACCAACACUUGCAUUAUGUUUUAAUUACGAUGAAUCUCUUCUUGCAUCUGCAGAUCAUCAAGGGCUUAUUAUUGUGUGGCGUAACCGACAGCGUCAUAUAUAAUUUUUCCAGAAAAGUAUAAAACUCUACUAUGUAAAUAAAUGUGUUACAGAAGUAAUUGUUGUUAAAUAUUUAUAAUACAAUUUAGAAUUAAAAUUU